Molecule: messenger RNA, 1721 nt
Organism: Pungitius pungitius (ninespine stickleback)
Lineage: Eukaryota; Metazoa; Chordata; Actinopteri; Perciformes; Gasterosteidae
Gene: soul4
Product: heme-binding protein soul4
Exons: 6
Coding region: 120-866 (248 amino acids)
Molecular function (GO): heme binding
Source: RefSeq, a predicted model, not a curated record
AAGUGGUAGAAGAAGAAGGACCGUGGUUUUGUUGUGAUUGAGGAAGUAAUAAAGCGCAGACGGCUGAGCAGAACCAGUCUUCUCUCAGCGUCCAUCAGGUCAAAGGUCCUCAACCAGCGAUGGCUCUGAUCUCUCUGGAAGACCUCGAGGGAUUGGACGACGAUCAGCUGGACGAUGACAUCACUGACCACCGAGAACCAAUGGAUGAAGACGAGAGAGACCGCCUGCUGACACACUGGCAGGCGGUGGCCAGUACCCACCAUGUGUCUGUGCCUCCAGAGAUGACUGGACCCAUACAGGAAAUGACCCAUAACAACCAGCAGAGGGAGGCGUUGCCCUUUACACCAGUCUCCUGCCAUGAGAAGAUGGGGGAGGUUUUGUAUGAAGAACGUCUGUAUCCAGCUGGUAACUGGGCCUGUGUGACGAAAGGAGAAGAUCUGUAUGAACAGAGCAUCUCUGUGAGCUUCAUGAAACUGAUGCGCUUCAUCUGUAAAGAAAACUCUGCAGGCAGAUAUCUAGGCAUUACGGUGCCGGUAGUCACGAACGUUCUCAUGAUGGAGGAUGGAAAUGCGUUGAAGAAAGACGUACAGACGGCUUACUUCCUGCCUGCAGAGUUUCAGACCAAUCCCCCCCAACCUUUGGACUCUGAUAUCACCAUUGUGUACAGAGAGCCAAUCGGAGUCAUCGCCAGGACGUUCUUCGGGGUGACAACAGAGGAGACGGUGGCCCGUGAGAUCCGCCUGCUGUGGGAGAUACUGGGUGUCACCGACAACAUCUGUAGAGACAGGUACAUGGUCGCCUCGUACGAGAACCCUGGCGUUCCCAGACGCAGGAACGAGAUCUGGUUCCUCAAACGGAACCUGUAGAUAUGUUCCCAUCAUCCGCUUCUUCUUUGUCACCCACCACACUCUGUUUCAUUUUUUAUGUCAGUGACCAAUCAGAGCAAUUUUAUUUGUCAAAAAGUCCCACCUAUCAAGUCCAAUUACAAGGCCUCUCUGACUAACUGACACCCCAUUGGCUCAUACAUUCAUGUGAUCUUAUGUCAUACCCAUCCCUAAUUUGCUCCGACUUGAACAGAUAACCAAUUUUGAUCAGAUUGAUGUGACUGUAAACCAGUCGAAAUGGAAGGAGCAGUUGAACACUUAAAUAAACUCGCUGAGGUUGUGGUUCAAGUCUAGGUCUUCCUCCUUGUUUAAGUCCUGGUUCAGCUCCAAGUUGAGUUCCUGGUUUCCUGUUCAAGGUCCUGUUUCUGGUUACAGAUCAGGUCCUUCUUCUGCUCCUGGUCCUAUCCAGCUGCUGCAAUGUCUAUUGUUUGCAGCGUCAGUCUAAAGUGACGAAAGAAAGAAGGAAAGUUAAAAUUUUUGCUCGUUUUUAAAGUUGUUGUUAUUUGAGGAUUCAAUAUUAAAUAUUGUGAUUAUAUUCUUCAUUGUGUCGAGCUGAGUGUAAAUAACUUCUGUGAUUUAAUCUUUUCAGAUUUAAUUUUCUCAGUACUUAAUGUGAAACUAUUUUACCAAACAGCGUGCUGUUAUUAGUUGUAUUUACUUCCUGUUACCUGUCACAGUAAAACUAUAAUGUGUGUCUAAAAAAACCUGGAUUGUUUGAUUUGUGAACAAUAUACUGUAUAUAUAGUUCUAAACCUGUAAAUAUGAAACGAUAUCCCAACCUAUGAAGAGAAAAGCUGUAGCUUUAAUUACAAAAUAAACAAUGAUUAUCGAAAAGUC